Molecule: messenger RNA, 204 nt
Organism: Ilex paraguariensis (yerba mate)
Lineage: Eukaryota; Viridiplantae; Streptophyta; Magnoliopsida; Aquifoliales; Aquifoliaceae
Source: the annotation of a GenBank genome assembly
AUGCAUGAUAGAUCUAACUUGCAAUAUCACACCAAAGGGCUGUGGAGGAGCAACUAUGGGUAUUCAACACAAAGUUGUGCACAUCGAGCAGUUGGCCGUUCAACAGGAACUUCAACCCUUAACAAAUCCUCAAUCGGUGAAAAUGAACUCAUCGAUUUGUCGGACGUAUCAUCUGAGCAGGUAUCUCAUCUUCCUUCAAAAUAA